AUGGGCACCCCAGACAGCUAUCUUCCUCCAGCGCUGAGCGCCGACACUAUCAGUCAACUGAUCGUGUCCCUGGAUCUCCCCACUCCAACCUCAAUUGAACCUCUCCAAGUCACAGCGGCCUUUCAUUCUAUCUACUUGAUCCAUUUUGUAGCAAGCACUCCGAUUCAUACAUCGGAUGGCUCUGUGCUUCCAGUCAAUACUGAUGGCUCAAUGACUCUAGUCCUACGCGUCUCAGGCCGUCAACUACCCACCAUCAAAACUCGUAAUGAAGUCGGAGUCAUGACAUGGGUCCGUCGGAAUACUACCAUUCCCAUCCCCGCCAUCAUUCGCUACGACUCCACCAAUGAUAAUCUCAUCGGUCAUGAAUUCACUCUCCUGGAAAAGGCUCCUGGGAAGAGUAUCGAUCAGAUUUACCAUACCCUGUCAAUAGAGGUCCGCACUAAAAUAGUCCACCAACUGACGGACUAUCUGAUCGAGCUACAUUCUCACCCCUGGGACGGUUAUGUUGGGGGUUUGACACUCACCAAUGGAGAAAUCACUCACGGCCCUCCAAUUGAUGAGAACUUCUGGCAAUUGCCCGAUCUAGAGAAGUAUUGGGCGGGAUCCGAGUCUCUCGAGUCGUUGAACCCGAUUCCUUCUCAGGGUUUCGCUAGCUUCGUGGCCUUCACUGUCGACUGCCUCGAUCGCUACAUCUACGCUAUUGAAAAGCAUUCAUCGCUUGAAUCUUGUAGAGAUCUUAUUCCGAGAAUUCGCGCCUUCGCUGCUGCUAUUCAGGAUCAUGCUGAACAGCUUAAUCAGGUCGUCUAUGUCCUCGCACAUAAGGAUCUCCAUUUUGCAAAUAUCAUGUGUGACCCAGACCACCCUGACUGUCCUAUUACUGCUGUUCUGGACUGGGAGUUCAGCGGUGUUGUGCCUGCACCUCGUUGGAACCCGCCUCGUGCCUUUUUAUGGAAUAUGAAAUGGUCCCCCAAGAAUAAAGAGGAGCAGACCCGUAUGGAAAAGCUUUUUGAAUCCGUCUGUCGCGAAAAGGGAGCAGGGAAGAUCCUCGAAGAGAUGGAGUUGAGUCCACUUCAAGAGUCCAUGCAGACUGUAGUGAAUCAUAUUCGUGCCAUUGUGGAGGUCUGUCCUCGCGGCCAGGCUCAAGACCGAGUUGCACACUGGCGUGAGGUGGCCGAGGCGGCGAUGGAGGUGUUUGGAGUUUAG
This is a messenger RNA of Penicillium samsonianum, 1203 nucleotides long. Its product is annotated as phosphotransferase family protein. Lineage: Eukaryota; Fungi; Ascomycota; Eurotiomycetes; Eurotiales; Aspergillaceae. The record is from RefSeq and is a predicted model, not a curated record. Bases 1 to 1203 code for a protein of 400 amino acids. The transcript has a single exon.